This is a messenger RNA of Fomitopsis serialis, 819 nucleotides long. RefSeq lists its product as uncharacterized. The coding region runs from base 118 to 735 and encodes 205 amino acids. Lineage: Eukaryota; Fungi; Basidiomycota; Agaricomycetes; Polyporales; Fomitopsidaceae. The transcript is spliced from 4 exons. Gene Ontology annotation, molecular function: protein binding. The record is from RefSeq and is a predicted model, not a curated record.
AUCUACUGCAUGCACCCAGAGUUGUACUACGUUGAACUGUGAAUCCUGUAUACACUGUCAUCUUUCUCCUGUCCUGAGAUACGUACUUGAGAUCAAAAGAUCCAGUUGCCUUGAACUAUGGCCUCUCCCCAUCGGCACGAGCGAUUCUAUCUUGGAGACGGAACUGUCGUUUUUCAGGUGGAAGACGUGCUCUUCAAGGUCCACAGUUACUUCUUUGAGCAUUACUCAAAAGGUUUCCACGACAUGUUCCUGUGCCAACCUACCGAAGGAGUGCCCCUAGAAGGGAGCGCCGAUUGCGUGCCCAUCGUACUUGAGCAGACCAGUGCGUUGGAUUUCGAGCGGCUAUUGCAGGUGUUUUAUCCAGAUGCGUUUCAUGCCUGGCAGCUAGGAGCCACAGACGAAUGGAUCUCCGUUCUUCGUCUCGCACACAGAUGGCAGUUCGACAGCAUUGUGAAACUCGCAGCGGACUGGCUGCCUAGCUACGCUACUCUGGUAGAGCAAAUCGCUCUAGCGCGGGAGUUCAAUCUACCCAACAUCAUCAGACCUGCGGGCGUACAGCUGUGUGCUCGAGCCGAGCCUUUGUCUCUUGAGGAGACAAAGAUACUGGGUGUGGACGCCGCCCAUAUUAUAUGGUCAUUGCGCGAAGGAUAUAGGACGAAAUGGCAGAAUCAGGCGGUAUCAAUAAAGGACGAACAGAAGAUUACGGAGGCUUUCGCGGCCUUGGACAAAUCAUAGGUCGCGUGUUGUGAUGAAAUGUCAUUGUUGCUCCUUUCUUCUGUAGCAGGAUAUCUCAAAUCAUUGGCUCUGUGAUUUUGGCAC